Penicillium digitatum Pd1 is the source of this 1047-nucleotide messenger RNA. Its product is annotated as isopenicillin N synthase family dioxygenase. Gene Ontology annotation, molecular function: 2-oxoglutarate-dependent dioxygenase activity. The record is from RefSeq and is a predicted model, not a curated record. NCBI's taxonomy places the organism in Eukaryota, Fungi, Ascomycota, Eurotiomycetes, Eurotiales, Aspergillaceae.
AUGACAGACACAUUUUCAUCCGUGCCGAUCGUCGACUUCGCUCGGCUGAACGACCCUGUGACGAAAAAUGAGGAGCUUUCAAAUCUGCGUGAAGCCAUCUUUGUCGUUGGCUUCCUAUAUUUGACCAACACGGGAUUGGAGAGCCUAAUCCAUCAUACCCAUAAAUAUCUACCCAAACUAUUUGCCCUGUCGACAGCGGCCAAGGAGAAAUGUAAUAUGAUUAACUCGCCAUCGUUUCUUGGCUAUACUCGGCUCGGUGCCGAGACCACUGCGGCAAAAACAGAUCUCCGCGAGCAAUUUGACUUUGGCACCCCUGGCGUGAAACCCUGGACAGAACAGGACCCGUUUUGGCAACGGCUUGAAGGGCCUAAUCAGUAUCCAGAUUACCCUGCGGCUCAAGACCUGGUCGACGCAUAUAUCGCGAAGACUGAUAGCCUGGCGCAAGCAUUCGUACGCCUCGUCGCAGAAUGCUUGUCCCUCCCACGGAAGACAUUCGAUGGGUUCAGGGGCAAUAUGAGCCGACUCAAGUUUGUCAAAUACCCACCCGCCCGGCAAAACUCCCAAGGUGUUGGCCCUCACAAGGACUCAGCCGGUCUUUUUACCUUCCUGUCCCAGGAUAAUACAGGAGGACUACAGGUACUCAAUAAGAAUGGAGAAUGGAUCGAUGUACCUCCCCUUGAGGGGAGUCUAGUUGUGAAUAUCCAACAGGGAUUCGAAGCAAUUACUGGAGGCAUUUGCGCGGCUACGACACAUCGAGUUAUCGCGCCCACUUCUCAAACGCGUUAUAGCAUCCCGUUCUUCCAGGGUGUGAGACUAGACUUGACGUUAGAUCAGCUGAAGGAAUCCGCUGCCCACAUCGUGGAGCGAAUUCCAGUCUCUGACGACCAGAAGAAGCGGGCGGUUGAUGUGCCGAGUGAAUUUCUUUCUCCCCUAUAUUCUUGCUUCGGCGAGGCUCACUUGAGAAAUCGUAUCCUAAGCCAUCCGGAUGUGGGCCAGCGGUGGUAUUCGGAGCUAUAUGCCAAGUAUUCUCAGCAGGUCCUCAAAUAA